Messenger RNA from Ictalurus punctatus (channel catfish), 2949 nucleotides. RefSeq names its product histidine decarboxylase (gene hdc). Lineage: Eukaryota; Metazoa; Chordata; Actinopteri; Siluriformes; Ictaluridae. The transcript is spliced from 12 exons. The record is from RefSeq and is a predicted model, not a curated record. Gene Ontology annotation, biological process: L-histidine catabolic process; histamine biosynthetic process. Gene Ontology annotation, molecular function: pyridoxal phosphate binding; histidine decarboxylase activity. Bases 39 to 1976 code for a protein of 645 amino acids.
UCCAGCAAUUCAUACAGACACAGAAAGGGCGAGGGAUUAUGCAGGCGGAGGAAUACACACGCAGAGGGAAGGAGAUGGUGGAUUAUAUCUGUCAGUACCUGACGGAGAUCAGACAGAGGCGUGUCCUCCCGGAUGUUCAACCCGGCUUCAUGAAGUCUCAGCUUCCUGAUAAAGCUCCUCAUGAGCCGGAGCCGUGGGACGCCAUCAUGCAGGACGUGGAGAACAUCAUCAUGCCCGGGGUUGUUCAUUGGCAGAGUCCCCACAUGCAUGCAUAUUUUCCUGCUCUGACCUCAUGGCCAUCACUGCUGGGAGACAUGCUGGCCGACGCCAUCAACUGCCUUGGCUUCACCUGGGCAUCGAGUCCUGCUUGUACAGAGUUGGAGAUGUGUGUGAUGGACUGGCUGUGUAAAGCGCUGGGGUUGCCAGAUCAUUUCCUGCACCAUCAUCCAGAGAGCCGUGGAGGGGGAAUACUGCAGAGUACAGUGAGUGAGUGCACACUGGUUGCCCUGCUUGCUUCCCGUAAAGACAAAAUCCUGCAGAUGAAGAGCAGAAACUCGCCCACAGACACACACACAGACACACACACCGAUGCCUUCAUUGACACACACACCGACACGGACGAGUCCACGCUGAACUCCACACUCAUCGCCUACGCCUCAGACCAGGCUCACUCCUCAGUGGAGAAGGCCGGGUUGAUCUCUCUGGUGAAGAUCAGGUUUCUGGAGACAGAUGAAAAGUUUUCGCUGCGUGGAGAAACCCUGCAGAGAGCCAUUCAAGAGGAUAGGAGGCGGGGCUUAGUGCCUGUCAUGCUGUGUGCUACGCUAGGCUCUACAGGUGUGUGUUCCUUUGACUGUCUGGAGGAGCUAGGACCCAUCUGUGCUCGUGAAGGUCUGUGGCUUCAUGUUGAUGCAGCGUACGCAGGCUCCGCCUUCCUCUGUCCUGAAUUACGUAACUUCCUGUCUGGGAUGGAAUACGCAGACUCGUUCGUCUUCAACCCGUCUAAAUGGAUGAUGGUGCACUUCGACUGCACAGCAUUCUGGGUGAAAGAUAAGCUUAAACUCCAGCAGACGUUCAGUGUUGAUCCUCUUUACCUGAGACAUGACAACUCCGGAGCUACAGACUUUAUGCACUGGCAGAUUCCUCUGAGUCGCCGUUUCCGCUCAUUAAAGUUGUGGUUUGUUCUUCGCUCCUUUGGCCUGAAGAACCUUCAGGCUCACAUUCGACACGGGAUCGAAAUGGCCAAACUGUUCGAGUCUCUGGUGAGGAGCGACUCAAACUUCCACAUUCCAGCAGAGAGACACCUGGGACUGGUCGUGUUUAGCAUGACUGGAGGAAAUGCUCUUACGCAGGAGCUCUUACGCAGAAUAACGCACUCCGGCAGCAUGUUUCUGAUUCCGGCUGCCGUCGGCUCCAAACUGAUCAUCCGCUUUACCGUGACGUCACAGUUCACACGCCCUGAAGACAUCCACCGUGACUGGAGCAUCAUCCAGCGCACAGCCAAUGAGAUCCUGCAGCCAGGUCGCUGGCCCCGCCCCCACGCGCUCUCACUGGAUGGCGAGAACGAAGAGGAAACUCUAUGGCAGGAACAGGAAGUGGAGACGCAGCAUGAGCCAUCCAUGAUCGACAAGCAUCUGGUACGUCAGAAUCAGAGGCGUGCCAUUCGCUCAAUGAGCUGCAGUGCAGAGCUCCCGCCAACCAGGCCUGACCACGCCCACAUUCUGAAGGAGGCCCCGCCCCUCGGAGUGUUGGCAAAGAUUCCAGAGAGCCCUGAGGGGCGGAGAACGGCGCAGAAGCGUCUGAUGAAGUUCCACAGUGUGCCGAGUAUACCGCAGGUUUGGGCUCAGUGCGCCAUUCAGCAGCUAUACUGGCCUUUCAGCAAGGCUAACUGCUUCAACUGCUUCACACACUCACACUCACACACACACUCGCACACACACUCACACACACACUCACCCGGCCCACUGCCCACCAAAUAACACACACUCACACUCCACUCACACACACACACACUCACCCGGCCCACUGCCCACCAAAUAACACACACUCACACUCCACUCACACACACACACUCACCUGGCCCACUGCCCACCAAAUAACACACACACAUUCACACUCCCUCACACUCACACUCACACACACACACACACACACACACUCACCCGGCCCACUGCCCAUUGCCCACCAAAUAACACACACACAUUCACACUCCCUCACACUCACACACACACACACACACACACACACACACUCACCCGGCCCACUGCCCAUUGCCCACCAAAUAACACACACACAUUCACACUCCCUCACACUCACACACACACUCGCACACGGCACACCAAAUAACACACACACAUACACACUCACACACUCACACGGCACACCAAAUAACACACACACAUACACACUCUCACAUACACACACACCUAGCCCACUUCCCACCAAAUAACACACACACACACACACACACACACACUCACCCAGUCCACUGCCCACCAAAUAACACACACACAUUCACACUCUCUCACACACACUCAUCCAGCCCACUGCCCACCAAAUAACACACACACAUUCACACUCUCUCACACACACUCAUCCAGCCCACUGCCCACCAAAUAACACACACAUACACACUCACACACACACACGGCCCACCAAAUAACACACACACUUGUACACUCUCACACACACACACACACACCCGGCCCACUGCCCACCAAAUAACACACACACACACCUUUUUCCUAACUACACUUCUUUAAUAUAUUUCCAUUUGUACCAGUUGCACCAACAGGGCUUCUGCCUUGUCAGCUACAUCACCUGUACUUUUAUCAAGAGGCAGGUAAAGUAACAUCGCUGACUGUUGGCAUGGCAACCAUUUAAAAAACCGUGUGUGUUUUUUUUACACAGUGUGUGAUCUGUUGUAUUUGCACUGAGCAAGUGUGUAGAUGG